AUGCACCCAACCAGUCUCGCCAGGGCCAUGCUCUCUCGGGAUCGGCAGUUCCAGAAGUUGCAGGAAUGGCACCGCAAGAACAGCUCAAAGCUCAGCUUGCGCCACCUUUUUGAAGGGGACAAGGAACGCUUCAACCGCUUCAGCCUGCUCCUCAACACCAACCAUGGGCAUAUUCUGGUGGAUUACUCCAAGAACCUUGUGACGGAGACUGUGAUGCAGAUGCUGGUGAACCUGGCGAAGUCCAGGGAUGUGGAAGCCGCCCGGGAUCGUAUGUUCAGUGGGGAGAAGAUUAACUUCACCGAGGACCGGGCAGUGCUGCAUGUGGCCCUGCGGAACCGGUCAAACACACCCAUUUUGGUGGAUGGCAAGGAUGUGAUGCCAGAAAUUAACAGGGUCCUGGAGAAGAUGAAGGCUUUCUGCCAGCGUGUCCGGAGUGGUGACUGGAAAGGGUACUCAGGCAAGGCCAUCACGGACAUCAUCAAUAUUGGCAUCGGUGGCUCUGACCUGGGGCCUCUCAUGGUGACAGAAGCCCUCAAGCCUUACUCUUCAGGAGGUCCCCAGGUCUGGUUUGUCUCCAACAUCGAUGGGACCCACAUUGCCAAAACUCUAGCUGUACUGAACCCUGAGACCUCUCUGUUCAUCAUUGCCUCCAAAACCUUUACCACCCAGGAGACUAUCACAAAUGCAGAGACUGCCAAGGAGUGGUUUCUUCUGUCCGCCGGGGACCCUUCUGCAGUUUCGAAGCACUUUGUUGCCCUGUCUACCAACAUGACUAAAGUGAAGGAGUUUGGAAUUGACACACAAAACAUGUUUGAGUUCUGGGAUUGGGUAGGAGGGCGCUACUCGCUGUGGUCAGCCAUUGGACUCUCCAUUGCUCUGCACAUCGGGUUUGACAACUUUGAGCAGCUGCUCUCGGGGGCUCACUGGAUGGACGAUCACUUCCGCAAGACACCCCUGGAGAAGAAUGCCCCUGUCCUGCUGGCUCUGCUGGGUGUCUGGUAUAUCAACUGCUUUGGGUGUGACACACAGGCCAUACUGCCCUAUGACCAGUACAUGCACCGCUUUGCUGCCUACUUCCAGCAGGGUGACAUGGAGUCCAAUGGGAAGUCUAUCACCAAGUCUGGCACCCGUGUAGACUACCAAACGGGCCCCAUUGUGUGGGGGGAGCCAGGCACAAAUGGCCAGCAUGCCUUCUACCAGCUCAUCCACCAAGGCACCAAGAUGAUACCUUGUGACUUCCUCAUCCCAGUCCAGACCCAGCACCCAAUACGGAAGGGUUUGCAUCACAAGAUCCUCCUUGCUAACUUCUUAGCCCAGACUGAGGCCCUGAUGAGGGGGAAAACAACAGAUGAGAUCAAGAAAGAGAUGCAGGUUGCAGGAAAGAAUCCUGCUGACUUUGAGAAGCUGUUGCCACACAAGGUCUUUGAAGGAAACCGCCCAACCAACUCUAUUGUGUUCACCAAGCUCACACCAUUUAUUCUGGGAGCCUUGAUUGCCAUGUAUGAGCACAAGAUCUUCGUGCAGGGUGUCAUUUGGGACAUCAAUAGCUUUGACCAGUGGGGAGUGGAGCUGGGAAAGCAGCUGGCUAAGAAAAUUGAACCUGAGCUUGAUGGCAGCAGCCCAGUGACCUCUCAUGAUUCCUCCACCAAUGGGCUGAUCAAUUUCAUCAAGCAGGAACUUGAGGCCUGA
Molecule: messenger RNA, 1689 nt
Organism: Condylura cristata (star-nosed mole)
Lineage: Eukaryota; Metazoa; Chordata; Mammalia; Eulipotyphla; Talpidae
Product: glucose-6-phosphate isomerase
Exons: 1
Coding region: 1-1689 (562 amino acids)
Biological process (GO): glycolytic process; gluconeogenesis; glucose 6-phosphate metabolic process
Cellular component (GO): cytosol
Molecular function (GO): carbohydrate derivative binding; glucose-6-phosphate isomerase activity; monosaccharide binding
Source: RefSeq, a predicted model, not a curated record